GAUGGAGUCACAAGUGGACGAAAGUAAACCGAAACUAAGUCGCGAAAAACAAUAUUUUAAAGAAAAGGAACACUUUACCAUACAUAUAUUUACUUUAUACGAAAUAUUUUUUGUGAUCGUUGUUGUUCUCUUUAUAAUUAUGAUUGCAGUCUUCAGGACAGAUCGAACAAAAUUCAUAGAUAACAUCUGCUUAAGCGCCGACUGCGUAAAUUCUUCAGAAUUCUUUCUCGACAUAAUCAACAACUCCAUCAAUCCUUGCGAAAACUUUUACGAAUUCGCUUGCGGUGGCUACGAAGGACCAACCUCCACUUUAGAAGAGGCUCAAUUGCGAGUCGUAAACGAGUUCAAGUCAUUGACAACUGGAAAUAUAAACGAAAAUGAUCCCUUGUCUGUAAAGAAGCAGAAAAAAUACUAUACAGCUUGUAUGAAUACAUCGGCAAUCGAAGAAGAUGAUAAUAGAAGUUUAAAGAAGAUAUUUGAAAAGUUAGGAGGAUGGCCUCCGUUGUUUUAUGAAUGGGUUAAUAGUUAUAAUUUCGAAAAGAUUAUUGAAACGUGUAUUGAUUUGGGGUUGAGCUAUGAUUGGUUUGUUGAUGUCGGAGUAAAUGAUGAAGAUUCCGAAAACGUUACCUUGCGGAUAUCAGCACCCAAAACUGCCAACAAGAUUGAAAGACAGUAUAAAGAUAAUUAUCAGUUACUUAUAGAAAACAUCUUAAAAAUACUGAGGGCGAAUAAUAGCUUGGAUUAUAUUUCGGAAGCAGCUAAAUCAAUAGUCGAAUUUGAAAAUUCACUAGCUCAUAUUAUUUCAGAGUCCGGUAACACUUACUCAAAAACUUCGAUCGAAGAAUUAAGAAUAGGAUUUCCUUCUCUACCGUGGGAUGCGUUAACUAAGCAUGUCUAUAUUAAAGAAAACGCUACAAUCGAAGGAGCCAUUUCCUAUUUUCCAAGAUUGAUAAGGUUUUUAGAAAAAAAUAGUCCGAGGACUAAGGUUAACUAUAUCUUAUGGAAAAUAACUGAAAAUCUAUACCAAUUUUUACCAAGGCAUAUCAGAAGAGAAUUUGAGGCCUAUAAACUCGUUACAAAAAAUGAAACCGAUUUACCUCGAAACCUUUUUUGUUUUAAAAUAUCAGAAACAAUAUUUGCCUACGUAUCAGAAUCAGCUUAUGCUCAAAAAUAUGCCCCAGACCGAGAGACAGUCAAACGCAUUUUCAAAAAUAUCAAAAUUAUUAUGCACGAUCAUAUCAACGCAUCCAAGUGGAUGAACCACACCCACAAAGCAUAUGCCCUUAAUAAAUUGCAAAAAGUAAAAAUUAUGAUUGGAGGACCUGAUGAAGUAUUCGAUACCAGAAAAUUUGAUGAAUUUCUGGGUAUUGACAAGAUCGACAUUUUGAACCUCAACAAUACCCUGGAUAUCGUACGAGCAGUGGACAAAAGUCGUGACAAAUAUAAUUUAAACUUGCGAAGGAAGCAAAUCACCGAUCUGAGAGCUAGAUUGUAUCAAGGCAUUGUGAAUAUUCAUUCUACGAAAUAUCUUCCGCCAGAUAAUCUAAUAUAUUUACCAGCAGCCUUCAUAGGAGGUGUAUUCGACUACCAAAAAGGUCUAAAUUUUCGUAACUAUAGUGUCUUGGGUAUAGUAAUAGCUCACGAAUUAGCACACGCGUUUGGAAUAUUGGACACAUACGAUCCGUUUCAAGAGAAGUCCAAGAUGACAUGGUCAAAUUCAAGCUUCCAAGCUUUCUUGAACGAAAGUCAAUGUCUAAUGGAUCAGUGUUUAGAAAUGGAUGGACUAGAAUUCACAAAUAAUACCCAAUGUAUAAAAACUUUCGAAGAAAAUUUCGCAGACUACGCCUCAGUAGACAUUGCAUACGAAGCCUUCAAAAGAACAAAAGCCGAAGGAAUCAACCAACUGCCGGGUUUGAAGUACCAAAUUGACCAACUUUUUUGGAUAAGCUAUGCUGCUACGAUGUGCGAUAGUAUUAACAACAAAACCACAAACGGUACCUUCUUAUUGAGUCAUCUGGAACCGUCCAAGAGGAUUUUGGGAUCGUACAGGAAUUCUAAAUAUUUUGCUGGAGAUUUUGGUUGUCAAAACGGAAGUUAUAUGAAUCCUGUUGAUAAAUGUGUUGUGUUAUAACAAUGUUAUUUUGGUAAAUGUAUUGUGUUUUAACAAUGAUAUAUUUUAUAGAA
Molecule: messenger RNA, 2184 nt
Organism: Psylliodes chrysocephalus
Lineage: Eukaryota; Metazoa; Arthropoda; Insecta; Coleoptera; Chrysomelidae
Source: the annotation of a GenBank genome assembly